AUGGCUAGUUGGGCCUCUUUGGAGAGUCGCGCUGCAUUUGGGAAGUCCCCGCAACACCAGCAAGCAGUUGAGGCUCUGAAGCCUGUACUUGCCGGACCUAUCCCUGCCAAAUGUCCCAGAUUUGAUCUCGAUACGAGCACAUUCGUCCCUCCGCCGCCUCAGGUCAUCAACAGCCCUAUCUGUGAGGUUAUUACGGUUCGUCACUGUAGUGGCAACGCAGAGGAGAUGGCUACCAAGCUUAAAAAGGCAGAAACCUUACCAGGUUGUUUUGCUGCCCACUCGGGUAUUGGGGCAUCAAACACACCUGAUCAGGGCACUAUCUGGCUUGGGUUCAUCGGGUGGAGGGACUACGAGUCGAGCAAGGAUGCGGACAAAUCCGUUUAUAUGCCGCAUGGUGUAGGCGAUAUGGAGGUCCAUCACAUCAACUUCAAUUUCCCUAUCAAGGGGUUUUCUGUUACCAACCCUGGGAGAUGA
This is a messenger RNA of Colletotrichum graminicola M1.001, 474 nucleotides long. RefSeq lists its product as uncharacterized. The transcript has 2 exons. Bases 1 to 474 code for a protein of 157 amino acids. Lineage: Eukaryota; Fungi; Ascomycota; Sordariomycetes; Glomerellales; Glomerellaceae. The record is from RefSeq and is a predicted model, not a curated record.